AAAUCUCUCUGAGACCAUCGCCCUGGACCCCCGAUGCGGCUGCCCGAGCAACCUGGAGAGGGGAAGACUGAGAAUGAGGAAAAGGGGGGCAGAGGAGCCCCUGGAGGGGGAGAGGAGCCGCCGAGGAGCCAGGCCCCCAACUUCCCCACUUGGCAAAAGAUGCCUUUCCACCAUGUGACCGCUGGCCUGUUGUACAAGGGGAAUUACCUCAACCGGUCUCUGUCCGCGGGCAGCGACAGCGAGCAGCUUGCCAACAUCUCCGUGGAGGAGCUCGACGAAAUCCGAGAGGCCUUCCGGGUUCUGGACCGAGACGGGAAUGGCUUCAUCUCCAAGCAGGAGCUGGGAAUGGCCAUGCGCUCUCUGGGGUACAUGCCGAGCGAGGUGGAGCUGGCCAUCAUCAUGCAGCGCCUGGACAUGGACGGGGAUGGCCAGGUGGAUUUUGAUGAAUUCAUGACAAUUCUUGGCCCUAAACUGGUAUCUUCCGAAGGCCGUGAUGGUUUUCUUGGAAACACAAUAGAUAGCAUAUUCUGGCAGUUCGACAUGCAAAGGAUAACUCUGGAAGAGCUGAAGCACAUCCUCUACCACGCCUUCCGGGACCACUUGACAAUGAAGGACAUCGAGAACAUCAUCAUCAACGAGGAGGAGAGCCUGAACGACACUUCGGGGAACUGCCAGACGGAGUUCGAAGGCGUGCAUUCCCAGAAACAGAACAGACAGACGUGUGUGCGGAAGAGCCUCAUCUGCGCCUUCGCCAUGGCCUUCAUCAUAAGCGUCAUGCUGAUUGCCGCCAACCAGAUCCUGCGGAGCGGCAUGGAGUAGCUGCCUCCCGCCACCACGCUGCUGCGGUCCCAGCUCACUGCGCAUGCGCCUGCCCUGCGGCAGACUGUUCCUCCUCAAAAGCAGAUUUGGAUGAUGCAGACGCGGCUCAGUUCAGUGAAGAACCCAAGGUUGCAGUGCAACCGGUGUUGCAAGUCCCCUUCAUCUCCUUGGCAGGGACACAAAAGGGCUGUCUUAAAUGCUUUAAUGGUUUUGUUUCCUAAUGCAAUAAAUAGCCAGGAG
This is a messenger RNA of Molossus molossus (Pallas's mastiff bat), 1059 nucleotides long. It is a transcript of the gene CALN1, whose product is annotated as calneuron 1. Gene Ontology annotation, molecular function: calcium ion binding. The coding region runs from base 34 to 819 and encodes 261 amino acids. The record is from RefSeq and is a predicted model, not a curated record. The transcript is spliced from 6 exons. NCBI's taxonomy places the organism in Eukaryota, Metazoa, Chordata, Mammalia, Chiroptera, Molossidae.